Messenger RNA from Melospiza melodia melodia, 3375 nucleotides. It is a transcript of the gene HPS3, whose product is annotated as HPS3 biogenesis of lysosomal organelles complex 2 subunit 1. Gene Ontology annotation, biological process: organelle organization. The transcript is spliced from 17 exons. NCBI's taxonomy places the organism in Eukaryota, Metazoa, Chordata, Aves, Passeriformes, Passerellidae. Gene Ontology annotation, cellular component: cytoplasm; BLOC-2 complex. The coding region runs from base 347 to 3097 and encodes 916 amino acids. The record is from RefSeq and is a predicted model, not a curated record.
GUGGGGAUGAAGGGCCAGCAGGGCCAGGGGCCGGGGACUGCGGGAGGCGGGCGGAGAACAAAGCCGCUCGGGCUCUGCCGCGGAAGUAGUGCCUGGCCCUCCCGCCCGCGUCUCCCUCACGCUCUUUCUCAGGGUACUUCCGAGGCGGAGGUGGGGCGCACCUGCUGGAGCGGGCUGGCCUGCCGGCCGGGUAGGGAAGCGCGGGCCGGUCGCAGCGCCGGCAGCGCUCCGGCCUGCAGGGAGGGUGGGAGCCGCAGCUCCCUUCAUCGUCUGCCUCCGCCUCGGUUGCGGAGACUAUCUGGUGACAAUUGAAGAAAAAAGCAAAGCAACUUUCCUAAGAGCAUAUAUGAACUGGAGAUGCAUGCCUGCAGGGAGUUCUCGCGUGUGUGUCCGGAUGGUUGGUCACAAGAUGGAAGAGUCAUACAGUGAAGCCUUAAAAGAACAAAUGUCAGUUGUUGAAAUGCCACUUUCAGAUCCUCCACUGUGCAUUUCAUGUUGUCCUGUGAAUGGAGAUCUACUUGUGGGCUGCAAGAAUAAACUUGUCAUAUUCUGUUUGAAAUACCGUGUCAUAAACCAGAAUUUGACUGUGUUAGAUUUUGAACGCUCCUUAAUUUUGCACAUUGAUAACCUCAUUCCUGUCGAAGUUGCAUUUUGUGCCAGACAUAUAGCUAUAACAACAGAGCUGGAUGUUCUAAUCCUGAAACUGGAACUGGUCCAGCAAAGUGCAGACAGGACAGAGCAGUGUGCUCAGGGAGUCAGUGCACCAGAGAAGGCUAUGGAUGGAGGUGUAAAAGAUGAAAGUCCUCCAACACAUCCUUUACAGCUUGAAUUAGAUGAGUUCAUCAUAUGUCAGAAGCCAGUGGAAUUGCUUGGGGAACAAAGUAAGCUGUGUGAGAUACCUGUCAUACUGGAAUCUACAGAGUUACCUGUGGAAGACACAAAGCACUUCCAAGUGCAGUAUCUGCUUUUCAGACAAUUUGCGCCCGACCAGUCGCCUUUUGGGUUUUGUGAAGAGACUAAGUUGCACUCUGUUCAACUGCUUCCUGUAUACCAGACAGGAAUUCCUGCAACAGCCUAUGAGGAAACUGAGAACAAGAGAAAACUUCUGAGUCUCUUCUGCUUUUUCUCUUUACCUCAUGUUGGAUAUCUCUACUCUCUUGGGAAGUUAGUAGAACUAAUUUCUACUUACCAAUAUUCAGAAAAGUCAGAGCAGGCAGUCCUCACUCCACAGUUCCUACACGUCAUUACAAGUCAGAACCUGCAGUGCUUCACAGUGCGAUGCAGUGCAGCAGCAGCUCGUAGUGAGGAUCCAUAUAUUGACACGACUGUGAAGGCUUGUCCACCUGUCACACUGGAUGUCUGUACAUUAAGAAUGCAGCUUUUUAUAGGACCAAGAGCUAUCUGUCAUUUCAAAAACCAUAUAAUUCUUUUGACUAAGGCAGACACAGAAGAUAUUACUGAAAGAAGAAAGCCUACAAGAAGGAUGCUUUCCAGAAAGACUGACCACAUCAAAUCCAGAACAAAUUCUGAGUCAGAGCCGGGUUGGAAUUUAUAUAUUAUAAACACUGUUUCAACAAUUCAGCUUUACAGAGAAAUGGUAGAAUAUAGUAGAACUUAUGAAAAUGUUAAAACUGAGAGCUGCAUCCAUCUUUUAAGUGAGGCUCACUUACUGAUCAGAGCAGCUAUAAUGGACCCUCAUUUCCUUAAAUCAGAUGAGAAGGAAGAUCUUCUGAGAGCAUUCAGAGAAAGUUGUGCCUUCUUAGGAGACUGCUACAGCAGGUUUGACACAAAGGAUUACCACCUUGCUUUGCCGUACUACAGAAUGUCAGGUUUAUCCAUGACUGAAGUUUUAAAGAGACUAGUUUCAGAAGGUGAUGAAAUACAGACAUAUGAGAGAGGAUUUAUAUUUUACUUAACUCAUUCUCUUAAUGAAGACUCGAACGAAGAAUUAAGUAAGGAAUCAGGAAGUAAAGUUCUCCAGAUACUGUAUCUUGCGGACCCUGUGCAGCUGCCUGAUAUCCUUUGCAGUCCCAGCAUGAGAAACAUAUGUCCUUUGACAGCUGUGAAGUAUCUUCAGAAAGUAGAAAAGAUGAUGCCAUCAGUGGUCCUGACACUUACUAAGGCUUUCUUUGCUCUGAAAAUGGGAGACCUGGCAAUGUAUGAACAUGAAAUGCACUCCUAUAAGGAGACAACACUGGCUUGCGGCUUCAUUGGGCAGCCACGGCUCCUGCAGCAGCGUAAGGAAGGAAUUGUUACACCAACUGAGUUUGCUGUUCACCUGAAGGAGACGCAGCCUGGUUUACUCGUGGCUGCCACUGUGGCUUUACAUGAGAACAGUAAAAUUGAACUAGAAGAAGCAGAUACCUUUUUCAAGAUGCUGUGUAAUAGCAGUGAAAACACUAUUCCCCAGCUCCUGGUGGAUUUCUGGGAAGCUCUUCUUGUAGUGUCCUCUCAGGAAAAAAUACUUCAGGAGCUCCUACUGAGGGUUACUUCUCAGUAUGUUCAGAGAAUAUCAAAGAAGCAACUUCCUGAGACUAAGCCAUUGAAAACAACAGAGGAUCUAAUAAAUUCCUGCAGUCAUUUUGGGUUGAUUGUUCCAUGGAUAGCUUCCAUAAUGUCAGUGGGAUGUUCAUCUGACAAAGAUUACCAUGAAGACAUCUCAAGACUACAGUCUCUUUUAUGCAGUCAGUCAAUCAAUAUAGCUUCAGUGCUGCCUGUUUUGGAGCCCCUGACAGAGGCUGACAGCGUUGGCCUCGCUGUCCGUGUUCUCUGCAAUACCCGUCUGGGCAACUACGAGGCAGCCAUUGACCAGCUGCUCACAAGGUGUCCUGGGGCAGCUGUGAUCUACGCUCAGCAUGAGCUGAAAGGUGACACUCAGGCUCUGUGGUGGAACAAGCUGCUUCCUGAACUUUGCAAGAGAACUAGACUUACUGGAAAUGACUGCCCCGUUCUUAUUUCAUCACUCAAAGAAACUUUAUCAAUUGUUGCAAUGGAACUGGAGCUAAGGGAUUUCCUCAGUCUUCUACCAGGAGAUGGAACUGCAGCAUUUUUUCUGCCACAUCUUCUUCACUGCAGCCAGAGGAAGCUGCUGACCUAAAACAAUGACCUGUGGACCUGCUGUUCACUCAGCUACAGUGUGGUGUAAUAAAAAAGUAAAUGAAACAACCAGUAGAACUCCUUAUAAGGUACUGCGAGCCUCCCUUCACAUACAUCUUAUGUCAACUGCAGAAGGACAGUUGUUUCCUGAGGCAAAGCAUCUGUGUUGAAGCUAAUUCUGGUGCCAAAGCAGCUAGGAAAUAGAGACUCUGUAGUACAACUGAACUGUUUUCUAAACAUUUACUACAGACGUACUAAUAAAAUGUGACAGUAUGAUGA